UCUCUUUGCUUUCUGUUUCCGUGCCUGGAGAGCAUUUUCCAUUGAUCAAUCUCAAUUUGUUUUUUUUGGACUCAUGCGAGAUUAAGGGUAUUUUUAAUGUAGGCUAUUCAUGUUUUUUGACAUACACACUUUAUACUCUGCUGCUGUAUGUGUCUGUCAUAUCCGCUUUAGAGUUUAGAUAUGAGCCUAUUGUACUUACUGUGAUACUGCCAUCCAAACAUAAGAUACGAUACGUAACAGUGCGUAACAUUACUUCACCAAAACAUUAGGAUUACUAUUACUGUAAGUUUGAGGGUCAGUGGCAUGAAACAAGGACUAAGUAAAGAGGAAGAGUUAGACUGAAAAGAUGUAGAGAGGGAGAGGAGAGGAUGCGGCUCCCACUGAAGUUUUUCGUGCCUGCUGGUGAGCGCGCGUGGAGCAGAGCGCGCGGAGAGCGCCCACGCAACACUUUCACGCGCUGCAAAGCUUUUUAAAUGCGACGCAUCCUCAAUCAGGAGUCGCUUUAUCUUCUGCUUUAAUAUUAACUGAAAAAAAAAAAUACCAAAACAGUUUUAUAUGAAUCAAAUAGAAACUGAAAAGACAUCACGCUUAUAUGGACUAUAUGUGAUGACAAUUUGUUCACGAGCCGAUUUCUGCUGACUGGAAGGGCAAAGAAAGAAGACACGGGAUGAUCCAUGCACUUCAUUAACUGCCAGCACUGGAGUUAACAGAGACUGUGAUGUCCUCAACGCAAAAACCGCAAAUUCGAAUAAUAAGGAACGUGACAGGGACCCGACAAACUAUUCUUGAGUUGUAUUUGCCGUGGAUAUAUUCUACCACAAAUGUCAGUGCGAGGGCAGCAGAUAUUUGAAGAUGAAACCUUGUCACCUCUCACUUUAGAAAUGUUCUUUUUCCAUGCUCUCAUUUCUUGAUUCUCUUUUGAGUGUUAUAUUUUCUAAUUUCAUCCUUGAAUAUGUUCCUGUUCAAGUGGGCUUUUCAUGACUAGACUACGUUUUUAAAGAUUCUCUUUUCUAUCAAGUUCACUAAGCCUCGAACUACAGGUUCCUCAAAGGAGGUAUAUGAAAAGGUAACACCACUUAUCAGGUUCCCCAAUCAUUUCAUUUUUUAAAUCUACAACAUUCAAAAUUUGUCUGAUCUAAUGUUCAUUUUUAGGAACAUUUCCCCAGUUGCAUGUGUUUUGUUGACGACCAAAUUGGACUUGGACUCUGAGGAAGAUCUCAAAGCAUCACCUAGCUUUUUUAAGCUUUUGGAGAGAUCAAAGUGAACCAACAGGUCAUAAUUCAUCUCACUUUAAACCUCUUACUAUUGUAAUGUGUGAACUAGUAAUUCAGUUAUAGAACUUCAAUCAAGAGUUUUUCUAGAGCAAAAUGUCCCUUUCUUUUGGAGAACCGGGUUAUUGGUGUGAGACUGGAAAAUCUGCUGAAACCAGACUGGAAAUGCAAACAUGACUGUGACAGAAUGUCACUUCUGACUGUGUGAAUUGUUUCGAUGUCUAAUAUGAUCGAGAAAUGGACUUGUUCUGUUCCAGAGUUAUAUUUUCUCAAUAUUGAAGGCAAAGAGGUCCCAUUUGAGAAGUAUUAGCAAAUGUUGACUAGUUUUCAUAUUAAUUGCACGUCUCUCUUGUGUCUUUAAACAUCUCACCAUUUAAAUAAGGAAAGCUGAAGAGGUCCUAAAGGAAAAGAUUGGUCUGUAUAUGCAUGCUGUUAUUUAUUACACAAAUACGUUCUAGACAGUUUAGUGCAUGUUCUUUUCAGCUUCCUUCUAUAUGUUCCCUCAGCUUAAGACUGAGGCUUGUUUAUGUUUUUCCUUCAUGUUAUGUAAGUUCAGCUUUCCUUCAUCCUUCUGCUCUGCCUGAGCUUCGCCUUGUUUGUUUGUGCCUUUUAGUUGCUCACUUUCUUAUGAAGCUGCUAUUUGUUACGCAUAGACCUAAAGCAGCACUGUUUUCCACUGUCUAGUCUCUGCCCACCACCUAACCUUAGCAAAACUAUUGCUAAAGCUGAGAAACUGCAUUGAAACUGGAUUUUUUAUUUUUAUUUAUUUACUGCAUCUAACAACUUUGGAACUUUGCGUUCAGUAAAAUCGUCCAGGAAUACUGGUUUAUUGAUAGCAGACAGUGGACGGACCACUCAAGUGGAGACUCUUUGAGGAUGUCAGAGAUGAUCUCUAAUGCGAUUGUGUUCCGUCUCUGGGCAACGAUUGGCUGCCGGGAUCUGAAUGACAAUACGGUCUCUUUCAGGCCAUAAGCCUCGCUGUGGAAUACAGUCUACAACUCAUAGUUUGGAUAUAUAUCAUUGCAUCCGUAUUUUUUUUAUCCAUUUUGACCCUGGAUUUAUCUGGCAAAGCUUCAUUUUUCCCAAACAUUUUGUAGUCGUCACCAAUAAUGGGGGCUGCUCGGGUAAAGAGGCGCUUCAGUGCAGUUGUGGACACCCCGCUGGAUGAGGAGGAAGUCAUGAGGCUGGCACAGAGUGAUGAUGUCACUUCCUCCCAGUCGGGCACACUUCCGUCGCCCAACUGCAACGGUAAAGUGCUCAACCUUCACCAUAGCAAUGGAGGAAGGAGCGGAGAGAGGGAUGAGGAUGAUGAUGAUGCUGAGGAUGACGAUGAUGAUGAUGAAGAGGGGGGAGGGAGGAGGGGAGGAGGAGGGCGUGGCUCGGCGCUCAGGGGGGAGUCUGGGGCAGAAGGGAGGUGGGAGAGGAGCAAGAGAAAGUCCUCAUCUUCCCUCUCGCCCCCGCCACCCCACGAACGCCGCAGCCAGUCCCGCCGGCCCCGACGGCGCUUUGUAGGCAAGGACGGGCGCUGCAACGUCACCUUCGUCAACAUGAGCGAAAGGGGCCAGCGCUACCUCACCGACCUCUUCACCACCUGCGUGGACAUCCGCUGGCGCUGGAUGCUCGUGGUGUUCACCCUCUCCUUCUUGCUCUCCUGGCUUCUCUUUGGUUUCACGUUCUGGCUCAUCGCCGCCGCUCACGGGGAUCUGGCGCCCCCCGCAUCAUCGUCCUCUUCUCCUUCGUCUGUUUCCUCCUCGCUGGCUCCUCUGGAAACCGUAGAGGAUUCCAGCCGAGCGGAGAAGGUGGCAGAGACAGAGGAACGCUGCUUUCAGCAGGUGAACAGUUUCAUGGCAGCGUUCCUCUUCUCUCUGGAGACGCAGACGUCUAUAGGAUACGGGUUCCGGAGUGUUACCGAGGCCUGCCCCCUGGCGGUGCUGGCUGUCGUGUUGCAGUGCAUUGUGGGCUGCAUCAUCGACGCUUUCAUCAUUGGGGCGGUAAUGGCUAAGAUCGCCAAGCCCAAGAAGCGCAAUGAGACACUGGUGUUCUCGGAUGUGGCUGUGGUGGCCAUGAGGGACGGGAAACUCUGCAUGAUGUGGCGAGUGGGAAACUUGCGCAAGAGCCACCUGGUGGAGGCCCAUGUACGAGCACAGAUACUGAAGCCACGGGUGACCCCUGAGGGUGAGUUCCUGCCAUUGGACAAUGCAGAUCUCAAUGUCGGCUUUGACACAGGAACAGAUCGCAUCUUUUUGGUGUCACCUGUGACAAUUGUGCACGAAAUUAAUGAGGAGAGCCCUUUCUUUGAGGUGGACAAACAUACACUAGAGGGAGACAAAGAUAUGGAAGUGGUGGUGAUUCUGGAGGGCAUGGUGGAGGCCACUGCCAUGACAACCCAAUGCCGGUCUUCGUACCUGGCCUCUGAGAUCCUCUGGGGUCACCGCUUUGAACCUGUGCUCUAUGAAAGGAAGAACUGCUACCAGGUGGACUACUCAUACUUCAACAGGACUUACGAGGUCCCAGACACGCCCACCUGCAACGCUAAAGAGUUAGCCGAGAAAAAGUACAUCUUGGGCUCCCGUUCCUCCUUCUGUUACGAGAACGAGGUGGCUCUGCAGCUCUCCCCCUCUGUCCCUCCUUGCCCUGACCAGUUUUCUCCAUCCCCCUGUUCUUCCCCCUCUCCCUCACCCUCUUUCGUUCGGCCCACACCACCAUCUCAACAAGACUCCUGCAGUGAGCACCCACACAUACACUGAGCCAUACGGCUGGGAUGAAAGGGCACAGAGGAAAGCAGCGGUCAAAGAAAGAAAGGGAGAUAGAUAGAGAAAGAAAGGGAAAGGGUCAGGAUGGAGGGAGGAGUUGGAACCAGGGGUCGGGAGAAAGAGAGAGAACCAGCUAAUGGACAAAGGGCUGGAAAGACAGACUUGGACAGAGGACUAAGGCAAAAAGGACCAUAAAGGGACAAUGUAGGACUGAUUAAUGACAAUAGGUCAUGCUUAAGAUGGGCUGAGAGAAGACAGAAUGCACAAAAGAUGGAGAAUAGAAGAGAGAAAGGGGCCUCUCACCGCCUGAGAGAAGGGAACGAAAGAGCAAGAGAGCAAGACAGUGGGGUGAAUUUACUAAUCGGUUGCACUAGUGCAGUAUUUCUGCAUGCGUCUUCUUCACUAACCCCUGUAAACCUGUUUUAUCAGAUGCUAUCAAAGUAUCUUUCAAAGCAAGUCAAUUCAGGCGGCCAUCUUGGAAGCACAGCUAUUUUUAGUCAUACAUAGGUCCUAUCAAAUUGGGUAGGGAAACAUUGAAGUCUCACAAUUCAUUAACAUUUUAAAAUCAGCAAUAUAUUCUUACAAGAAUGAUAUCAUAAACUCAAAAAAUUCAAUAUAUUUUUCAAUUUUUCAAAAAUUCAAUAUUUUUUAAUAUCAAAAUUAUUAAUAGUAUAUUAAUAAAAACUAUAUUUUAGGCUGGCACAAAAUAGCACUUUAUAAUGAUAUAUUUUUGUAGACCAACCUCGAAGUAAGCAUCACUCGGAUUCCCUCGAAAAAAGCCAACAGAAUUUUCCAUUAUUUCAGAAAAUAAGCUUUGUGACCAACAAAAGUUUAUGAUUCUUACAUGUUUUGUUCACCAUAAAAACCUUUCAGAUUCAGUCCACAACUAUGAAUUUUGAAGCCUAAAUACAAUCGCCAGAAGUAAAAAGCAUAUGACUUCAAUGUCACGACCAACUCUUUCAUUUUUUCAAGUUUGAGAAUAGUUUGCAAGAGGGCAAAUCCGAGAGCUUUGAGCUUAUGAGCCUGCAUAGACAGCAAUGCAACUGCCACGUUCAUUGUUGAAUAAAGUCUUUAUUUUUAUUUUCUCGCAGCUUCAUAAAAUUAAGGUUGAACCACUGAUGUCACAUGAACUAUUUUAUCGAUGACCUUACUACCUUUCUGGCCCUUGAACGUAGUGUUGUCAAAAGUACCAACUUCGGUACUGCAAUUGUAAAAACGUCCACACGGGAGCGUUUAAAAGCUGACAGAUGCCUGCUUUUAAACGCUCCCGUGUGCUUCUGUGUGACCGCUCGGUGAAGAGUGUGAAGCGAUGAUCAUUGUAGCCAAUCACAGUCAUAUCUGUUGAGCACGUGAACACAUUGGCCAAAUAGCAGUGUUUAAGAAUCGGCUCAUCAGCACACAAAUGUUAGCGGGAAAUGGACGUUUUUAAAAUUUCAGUACCGAUUGGUACCAAAGUCAGAACUACUUGAACGUGUCAGUUGCACUGCACUCUAAGCAGGGUCAGAAAACUAAAUAUCUUAGUUUGUGUUCCGAAGAUGAAUGAAGGUCUUAAUGCUCGUUAACACCAAGGACGAUAACUAUAAAGAUAACGAUAAAGAUAUAGUUCUAAAAAUCCUUCUCAAUAUUAAAGAACAGCUGAGUCCACACUACAACUAUAACGAUAAAGGUACAGAAAAGCAAUAUCGUUGGAAUCACUUUCAGAACGAUUUUUUCCAGCUGAUGAAUGAUACAAACAUUGACAGCCAAUCAGAAUCCAUCCUGCUAUAACGAGCUCGAGAAUUUAAAGCGGCAGACCAGCGUGCGCUUAGAAUAAACAGACAAUAUCGUUCGCUGGUGUGGACGCUAAUAUCGUUAUCCUUAUAGUUAUCAUUUUUGGUGUGAACAGAGCUUUACAGGUUUUGAACCACAUGAGGGUGAGUAAUUAAUGACAGAAUUAUAAUUUUUGGGUGAACUAUCCCUUUAAGGACGACAAAACCAGAAGUUCAAAAAUGUUUUGGGGUUUUAAUGGCUUAUUCUGCUGCCACUCCACUUGUCGUCAUAUAGAGCAAAUUUUCACAAACCAAGGACUUCAUGGCUGUUAUUGAACACCAAGAACCUUUGUAAAGACCAAACAAUGACUUUGCUGAUUGGCUUUUUUUGGGAUGCGGAUCUUCAUAUACUAGAGCCACCAUCUUGAACAUUUCAACAUUCUCUUAUUCACCGUAAUACAAGUGGCCUGUCUCUGUUGCUGGUUUAGCGGUGUACCGUAUUUAAAUGAACUCAUUGACACUUCAUUCAUUUUUAAUGAAUUCCCCCCAAAAAAUGGGAGUUUUGUAGAGAAAAAGCUUUCAGAUGGGUUUCAGAAAGGAGGAAGGUAAUGUUUAAGUCAGAGUGCAGAGGAACAUUGUAACACAGGAGAUUCAGGUCAAUCACACUGAAAUAAGGUCAAAGACUUAAUGACCAAAAACAGAUCGAACUGCGGAGUGAAAUUAAAGAGUGGGGAAAUAUAGAGGGAUUGAUGGAGAAGGUCAUUUUGACAUGAGGAGAGCUGCAACACCGACCCAGUGGGCUGAUUGAACCUGGCGAUCUUUUAGAAUCAACACGAGCUGCAGUGGCUCCAGCAUGUGUACCUGAUUAAGACACAACAGUGGCCCCUAGGGGCCGCAACCAGUAUGAGCGAUUUUACAAUUUAGAAAUUGGAAGGAAAUACCUAUUGCACAUAACUUCUUAUGACAAUAUCAUACACAAGUAAGAAAUAGAAAAAAAGUCCUCUCUCAAAAAUCAUAUUACUUGUUGCGAGAACUUUUGUGUCUUGUAUCGAAUGUGGGAAUGCCUGCUAGAGUCACUGCAAAAUAGGAAACUACUGAAAAUCUGCAGCAUUUUCAAGUUGUUUCUCUUAUGUACUGUAUUUUUUUUAUUUUCUAUUUAUUCAAGUUAAUGCAUUUUUGUAUCAUGAUACACAUAGCAGAUUAUGUGAAGCACUUUCAGAGUAAUUUGUAAUACUGUAACAUACCAUAUUUGUCACAAUUGCACAGACCAAAAAAAAAAAAAAAAAAAGAA
This is a messenger RNA of Onychostoma macrolepis, 7063 nucleotides long. It is a transcript of the gene kcnj14, whose product is annotated as potassium inwardly rectifying channel subfamily J member 14. The record is from RefSeq and is a predicted model, not a curated record. The transcript is spliced from 5 exons. The coding region runs from base 2381 to 4018 and encodes 545 amino acids. Gene Ontology annotation, biological process: potassium ion import across plasma membrane; regulation of monoatomic ion transmembrane transport. Gene Ontology annotation, cellular component: plasma membrane. Lineage: Eukaryota; Metazoa; Chordata; Actinopteri; Cypriniformes; Cyprinidae. Gene Ontology annotation, molecular function: inward rectifier potassium channel activity.